Messenger RNA from Paraglomus occultum, 702 nucleotides. Lineage: Eukaryota; Fungi; Glomeromycota; Glomeromycetes; Paraglomerales; Paraglomeraceae. The record is from the annotation of a GenBank genome assembly.
AUGCCGAAACUAAAGAUCAUACAAACAACUGGCUGCAGUAGGCGGUCUCAUCCAUAUGACAAUAGGAAGCCCACGAGCAAGAACAAGACGACACCAGUUGCGACUAAACUUGUUACAACAAUGCCGACUGUUAACUCCGGAGAACCUAUUAAUAUAAUCCUUACCGAACGAAGUAAUGUUAAAAAGGGAAUGAUUGAACUGAAAUCCAAGCUAAAAACUGGAAAAGAGGCUGAAUUAAAGCUCAAAUCAAAGUUGCCAACUUAUAUUAGGAAAAACCAAUUUGAGCAACCGUUUGGUCUAUAUGGAGUGGCCAACUCGAGACAGAUUGAGCGUACGCCUCAGAAGACGCAAGAGCUGAACUAUAGGAAGCCAAAAUCAGACAGUACCCCCAAUCGCUGUCAUCAAAAGAGCCUGAGUUUCCGUCUGCUGGUCGCUGGUCGUUCUAUUCUAAGUGCGCAAGCACCGUCUUCAGAAGGAACACAGAAUGAUUUACGGAAAGCAUUAGCGAAAUUAGCAAAAAGGUGCAGACGAAUAGAAACGGCUUGUGAGAAGCCGGUUGAGAAGGUUACCCCAUGUCAGGCACGAGACGGAAAGGGAAUAUUAAAACAUUCGACGUCUAAUCGAAAUACGCCAAAAAAGACCGUCAAUUUUGCUCCAUAUAGCCAAGUACGACUUUACGAAAGAGAUGAUUAUAUUGAAUAA